This is a messenger RNA of Ornithodoros turicata, 540 nucleotides long. RefSeq lists its product as uncharacterized. Bases 1 to 540 code for a protein of 179 amino acids. Lineage: Eukaryota; Metazoa; Arthropoda; Arachnida; Ixodida; Argasidae. The transcript is spliced from 6 exons. The record is from RefSeq and is a predicted model, not a curated record.
AUGCCACUAAAGACUCGGUCGAGUCAUCUGCGCCGCUUGAACCUCAAUCAGGAGUUGUCCUACCUUCGCAAGAACAUGUGCUAUGCUACCCCGUAUGCCUACUACGCGUACUACAAGAACUAUGUGCAAGACAGGGAUGACUCAUGUUUCGUCGAAAGGCAGCUCUGUCAGCCCAAGAAUAAAGUGGCAAAGUUCAACUACGCAUUCAGAGGCGCUGACGGACAAAUAGUCACCCGGUACAAUCAAGACUACUUUCUCAAAUCCAGCCCGGGGUAUAACGUCAGCAACGUUCAGUACUAUCCACAUCCAAACGGGGCGUACUCUCCAUUCCCUGUUCUUUACAUGAAGUGUGGCAACUGCGUCAUCUAUAACGAUCUUCAACUUAGAUAUGACACCUGCCACUUCUUGGUGGUGGAUCCUGACAACAUUGAUCCGUGCUGCCUGGAGAUGUACGACUACCUUUGUGGCCCGACGAAGAUUUCUCUCUACGACAAAUGCAACUGCGCCGAUGUCUACGCAGCCGUGCAGUCGACUUAUUAG